This is a messenger RNA of Eimeria tenella, 240 nucleotides long. RefSeq lists its product as uncharacterized. The transcript has a single exon. The record is from RefSeq and is a predicted model, not a curated record. NCBI's taxonomy places the organism in Eukaryota, Apicomplexa, Conoidasida, Eucoccidiorida, Eimeriidae. The coding region runs from base 1 to 240 and encodes 79 amino acids.
AUGCCCUCCACACAUUCCAGACACGAGCUCGAUGCCCCUUCUUUCUAUGAAAUAUCCAGAAUCAUGUUGUGGAGACAUCAGGAUUCCAUUCACACUGUCCGUGGAGCAAUCAACGUUGUCCAGAAGACCCGCCAGUGGAGAGGGGCCCGGUUGCUCAUCGGAGACUCCACCCCGGAGAAUCAUUUGUCUGGGGACGGCUUAACUCGGAAACAAAAGCAACAUCGUUCUUUUGUCUCAUAA